Messenger RNA from Pyrus x bretschneideri (Chinese white pear), 1117 nucleotides. RefSeq names its product expansin-like A2. Gene Ontology annotation, cellular component: extracellular region; plant-type cell wall; plasmodesma. Gene Ontology annotation, biological process: sexual reproduction. Lineage: Eukaryota; Viridiplantae; Streptophyta; Magnoliopsida; Rosales; Rosaceae. The coding region runs from base 45 to 827 and encodes 260 amino acids. The record is from RefSeq and is a predicted model, not a curated record. The transcript has 4 exons.
CAUAACCUUCUGAAUUCUGAUAAAAAAAGAAAAAAAAAUAUACAAUGUCUGUGUUUAUUUGCUUCCUCUUCUUCUUCCUAAUCUCCUCUGCAACCGCUUGUGAUCGCUGUGUGAAGCAAUCCAAGGCAGCCUUCUUCUCCAAAUCCUCUGCACUUUCAUCUGGGGCUUGUGGGUAUGGCUCCUUGGCCUUGGGAUUUAGUGGCGGACACCUUGCAGCUGGUGUUCCUUCCCUUUUCAAAGGUGGAGCCGGUUGUGGUGCAUGCUUUCAGAUAAGAUGCAAGAACACAACUCUUUGUACAAAACAUGGGACUAUAGUAACUUUGACUGAUCUGAACCAAGGCAACCAAACGGAUUUUGUUCUCAGCAGCAGAGCUUUUGCGGCCAUGGCUCAAAAGGGUUUGGGCCAAGACAUUUUGAGACGUGGCAUUGUGGAUGUGGAGUAUAAGAGGGUACCAUGUGUGUACAAGAACCAAAAUUUAUCCUUACGUGUGGAAGAAUCAAGCCAAAAGCCACAGUACUUGGCAAUCAAAAUUUUGUACCAAGGUGGUCAGACAGAAAUUGUAGGCAUUGAUGUUGCUCAGGUUGGAUCUUCAAAUUGGAGUUUCCUAUCUCGAAACCACGGUGCGAUCUGGGACACGAGUAGGGUUCCGGCUGGGGCGCUACAAUUCCGGUUUGUGGUGACGGCUGGGUACGAUGGGAAGACGGUUUGGGCACCGAAUGUGCUUCCCGUUAACUGGAAGCCCGGGAUGAUAUAUGACACAAAGGUUCAAAUCAGUGACAUUGCACAAGAGGGUUGCUCUCACUGUGAUGAUGGGAGCUGGAAAUGAGCUUAAAGGAUGUUUGUCACUAGUUCACUAAAUACACAUAUAGUUCAGUAGACACCAAAAAUUAGAUUUCUUUGUCUACUUUUUUUGCUAGAACUAUUAACUUAUGGGAUAUAAAUUUCAUGUUGCUUAUAGUUGGGCCUCAUUGUGGGAACGCUUUUAUGGUUACUUACUGUUUGAAUGUUGCUUAUGGUUGGGCCGUAUGUUUGAAAGGCUUAGGUGCCUUAUUCAUGACCAAAUAUUGAAAUUUUUUGUAGUAGUAUUUCCUAAUAGUACUUGUUUUUUACAACCAA